CUCCCUGAAGAGAGUUGCCUUGGAUUAUUUCUCACCCUCUGCUUGUUUCCCAAAGCAAAACUGGCUCAGCCAUCGCGCCCCAAUCCUGUCGGAACUCUUCUUCUGGCUCAAAAAACAAAACAAGCCUCAUUCGGAGCUUUGUAAAUUCGCGCACUGCUCCCUCAGACUGGCUCUGAACGCGGAUUACUUUCUGCUCUGAAAGGAGAAAUCUCCUCCCCUCCCAUCCGCGGGCUCCAAAACUUGAGUGCUGACUGCUUCAUCUUUGUUUUUCAUAGCUCAACAAGAGGACAAUGUCUGGAUUAAUAAUGCAGCCGUCGCUUCACGCGCCCCCGUGCAAAGGGGAAGAGUGAGGAGAGGGAAGAAGAGCUGACUGGGAGGAGGUGGCGGGUUUUUUUUCUUCCUUUUUGGCUGCAGUCCACUUGUUCUUUGGCGCAUUUGCUCUCCGAUCUCUCUUCACUGGAUUCACCGACCGACGGCUCAGGAAGACGCGCGGGGAGGACUGCGUUCACACCCUGGGCCAACGAGAGGUGACUGUCAGAAGAAAUGCCGGUCCCAGGUGCCCUAGUACAUCAUCACCGGGACCAUGGCGACUCCUUGGCCAAUAAGAAAAGAGCAAUGCUUCCAUGGCUCCGCCAGCCUUGCUAGAUGGUCGGCAUCCUCCUUGAUGCUCCUAUGGUUGCCUUGUGUGUUGCUGUGGCUGCCAUGGCCCGCUCGAGCUGAACAACUGGGCAGUGGGGCACACAGUGGAAAGACGCUUCACAGUUCCCUGUCAUCCGCCGCGUCCUCGUCAUCGUCCUCAUCCUCGUCUGCCUCGUCCCCAUCCAGCUCCUCGGCAUGGGGCUUCAACACGAGGCAGAGUGGCGGGCAGCUGGACUGGCUGCUGUCGGAGAAAGGACCCUUUCACCGAUGUCCAGAGUACACAGAGUUCAGAGAGAGGUUUCAGCAGGGGUUUUCAACAAGAUACAAGAUUUACAGGGAGUUCAGCCACUGGAAGGUGAACAGCCUGGCCACAGAGAAGAGAGAUUUUCUCAAAGCUCCGUUGCCCUUGGCACCAGAGUUCCUACGCAACCUGCGAUUACUGGGGCGACGGCCAACCCUGCAGCAAAUCAACGAAAACCUCAUCAAGAAGUACGGGACCCACUUCCUAGUUUCUGCUACCCUGGGAGGCGAAGAGUCACUGACCAUUUUCCUGGACAAGCAGAAGCUAAACAAGAAGUCAGAGGGCAACAGCAACACCUCGGUGGUCUCUCUGGAGCUGCUCCAUCAGCUGGCAGCUUCCUAUUUCACAGACCGAGAAAGCACCCUCAGGCGACUCCACCACCUCCAGAUCGCCACCUCUGCCAUUAAGGUAACCGAAACAAGGACGGGCCCUCUCGGCUGCAGUAACUACGACAGCUUGGAUUCGGUUAGCUCGGUGUUGGUGCACAGUCCGGAAAAUAAGAUCCACCUAAAGGGUUUGCAGGAUGUCCUACCAGAGUUCCUGCGUGGCCGUUUUGUGGAGGCGGCCCUCAGCUAUGUGGCGUGUAACUCCGAGGGUGAACUACUCUGUCGCAACAACGACUGCUGGUGCCGCUGCUCACCCAGAUUCCCAGAAUGCAACUGUCCCUUUGCUGACAUCAAAGUCAUGGAGGAGAACUUGGAGAAGAGCAAAGCUGCCUGGAACAACCUCAACCAAGAGUUCAUGGAGUCAGAUGAAUUUAAGGCCUUCCUGAAGCGUUUGCCCACUGACCGGUUUCUGAAUGUGACCACUAUCGCCAAGUUCUGGUCUGCCGAUCUGUCCCUCCAAAAGCGCUACACCCAGCUGGAGUCCAGCACUGCACUGGUGUUAGGAAAAGCCCAGAAGAUUGUCAGGAAAUUGUUCACCCUGAGCAAACGCUGUCCCAAACAGCCCCGCAUCAGUCUGCCCCGAGAAAGGCCAGUUGGCUUCUGGAUGGACACAGCUCAGUCUCUGCUCUACUGCAACGAGCACGGAGUUCUGGGCUCAUUCUCGGAGGAGGUGAAAAGCUGUAGCUGCCCUGUGGACCAGCCCGCCUGCCAAGGAGUGAUCCCCUGUGUUGUAGGCACCUCUCCCACCUCCUGCUCCCUUUGUGCCACAGACAAUGCCACCCGCUGUGGAGCCUGCCACCAUGGAAACUUACUCCACCUUGGUUCCUGUCGCCCAAGCGUUGCACCGUCCCUGGACCACUAUUUGAACUUUGACCUGGACAUGCCAGAUGCUGAGGUGAAAUACCUGCUCAAGCGACUCGACAGCAGAAUAGAGGUCCACGCAAUCUACAUCAGCAACGACGUCCGCUUGGGAAGUUGGUUCAAUCCUGCUUGGAGGAAAAGAAUGCUAUUGACACUCAAAAGCAACAAAAACAAAUCCAACCUCAUUCACAUGCUGAUGGGUAUUUCUUUUCAGAUAUGCUUGACGAAGAAUUCAACACUUGAACCAGUGCCUGUGAUUUAUGUUAAUCCUUUUGGGGGAAGUCACUCAGAGAGCUGGUUCAUGCCAGUGAAUCAGCCUGACUUCUCUAACUGGGAGAGAACUAGACUGGACUCCAUUGCCACUGCACAGUGUUACAACUGGACGCUGUCACUGGGCAACAAGUGGAAGUCUUUCUUUGAAACAGUGCACAUCUACCUGCGGAGCCGCAUACUCACAGAUGAUCCGACAGUGAAUGAAACUCUCUUCUACGAACCUCUGGACCUGGAAGACCAAACUUCCAAYCUGGGCUACAUGAAGAUAAACACACUUAAAGUUUUUGGAUACAGCAUGCACUUUGACCCUGAAGGCAUCAAAGAUCUGAUUCUACAGCUGGACUACCCCUACACACAGGGUACACAAGAUGCUGCCUUUCUGAUGUUGCUGGAGAUGAGAGACCGGAUUAACCGGCUAUCUCCACCGGCACCACAGCCACUUGACCUGUUCACUUGUCUGCUGCGCCACCGCCUCAAGCUGUCUGCCGGAGAGGUGGCGCGGAUCAAGGACUCUUUACAGAUCUUCAACUCCAAGCUUCCUAAUGCUUUUCCUGAACCUGACCUGGCCCAGCUGUGCAGCUAGCUAGCUUAGCACGCUGGCCAUGUUCUGGAGUUGUACUGCACACACAUAGAAGUUGUUACUUCAGGGACAAUACUGCUGAAAAGGUCUCUUGAACCAUUUGAAUUAACAAACCAGUGACUCUAAAGGCUAGCUAAGUAGGCCUUUCUUUUUUGGCAUUUCUGACAGGUUUUCAGGUGAUACUUGUAUCCUUUUUAGAAGAUGCGCUGUCCCUGUUGGGAGACAUCCUUUUGAUCUCAUUGCCAUGCUUUUGGCAAACUUUGUGAAAGACAAAAGUUAAAAAAAAUUAUCUUACUCUGACAAGUGUUUCUGGUUAAACAAACUGGUGUCUGGUGUCUUGCAAAUGAUAAAGGAGAUUUUGAUCUGUGAGGAGGCACUUUUGAGUGAUAUUCUAACAUUAGUCAAAGGAUUUUCUCUUUUCUAACUAUUUUCUUUGGAUACAGAAAUAUUUGGUUGGGGUAACCAAAUGAUAAUAAUACAUGUGUGGGAGAGGGGUUCUGUUACAYUCAAGAGUUUAACAUUUGAUCAUUCUGAACCUUGGUAAAGUCUGGGUAUUUCUUUUUAAUCCACAUCUUCCAUUUUAUUUGGCAUUUGAAAACCUGUAUCUGUUGUCAUAAUUGGAAGGGAAAGCCUGUCAUGUUCUAUUGAUGGUGGCAUGUUUAUGUCAAAAGAAAACCUAUUGGCUAAGUGGUAAAAUGUUAACAAAUGUUGACUUCYUUUAUUUUCUAUCUAAAAGUGGUACAAAAAACCUGUUUAAGAAGAGGACAAAGGUCGGCGGACGUAGCGCUGUAAAUAACGCUCCAUCUAACCCCAGAUUGUGGACUAGUGCACAUUGCUUUCUGGAUAACUGAGUGAAAAGACCAAAAAAAGUGUUUAUAACAAAACAGACUCAUGCCUUAUAUGGAAAGUCAAUGUUACGAUAAGAAGCACAUUUAAUUUCUGUGUUUGGUUUCAAAGCAAAGGUUGUAUCGCUUUUUAUAUUUCUACCAAGACGAAACAACAGACACAAUCUCCAGAGUAUGUGGUAAUGUAGCUUUUAUAUGUACAGUAAAUGCCAGUCACAUUUUUCUGCUUGUUUUGAUUUAGUGUUGUGAAAAAUUUGAGUCACCUCCCACAGUGCUCACCAGUACUUGCACUAUGUAAUUGUUCUGCAAAAUCUACAAUUAUACAAAUUCUCUUUAACUGAUAUAACUUGUUUCAUUUUUAUGAUUUGAAAGGUUUUUCAAUAGUUUACUUUAGACUCCAGUCAAUAAAAUGGUUUUAUGUUGUUGUAUUUUUUAUUUAGCACUUUCUUUGUUUUCUCCAUAGUUUAAUGCAGGUCAAAAUAUUCCUGUGUUCCAGCAAAAACAAGGUCACAAGGUUAAUCCAAGGCAGUUCUCUGGAGAGUUUGCAGAUUCACAAGAAUGAAACUUGUUAUGAUGUAACAUUUAUUACACCAGUUUCUCUCUGGAAAAGUCAGUAAACCUUGUAUGUCAUUUUCAGCUGUUCUGUGCUCAGCUUGCUUAAGUAAAAACAAAGUGGUUUA
Messenger RNA from Austrofundulus limnaeus, 4565 nucleotides. It is a transcript of the gene brinp2, whose product is annotated as bone morphogenetic protein/retinoic acid inducible neural-specific 2. The record is from RefSeq and is a predicted model, not a curated record. NCBI's taxonomy places the organism in Eukaryota, Metazoa, Chordata, Actinopteri, Cyprinodontiformes, Rivulidae. Gene Ontology annotation, cellular component: neuronal cell body; dendrite; cytoplasm. Gene Ontology annotation, biological process: positive regulation of neuron differentiation; negative regulation of mitotic cell cycle; cellular response to retinoic acid.